AUUUAUUAUUUGUUUCAGUCAACAAGUUUUCACCGACCGCAUUACUCUCCAAAUUUCUGAGUUCCAUAUCCGGCCAGUUCUUUCAAACUGAUCUAUGCAGUGGUAUUAGGAUACAUCCAAGACAUGAAAACAAAUUUAGGGAGCAAGCAACUGGAGCAAAAUGGGACAUUUCCGAAGAACUGAUGAUCUAUACGAGACAAAUUGAACGUGCUUGUUGAGAAGGUUACAAUCGAAAGCUCAAUAUGGCGUCAGCUGCACAAGAUCUCUUGCUUGGCAAAAUUGUAACCAUUCUUGAGAACGAAGCAUCCUCCAUAGCCGGUGUUCGCGAUAAAGUUGAUGACAUUAAACAAGAGCUUGUAAGCAUGAAAGCCUUCCUAAAGGAUGCUGAAGGAAAGAAAGCACAAAUGGAGGGAGGGGAGACAUGGAUAACAAGAGUGAGAGACUCUGUCUAUGACGUUGAAGAUACCAUUGAUGAAUUCACAUAUCGCAUCAAUGAGCUGAAAUGCGGAGGUCCAGUUGCAAGGUGUCUUCACGUAACAUUUCAUAUUCCAAAGAAUCUUUGGUAUAGGCGUCAAAUCGCUAAAAAAUUAGACAAAAUCAAAGGAACCAUCAAAGCCAAUUCGGAGAGGAAUCAGACAUAUGGUGUUAGUGUUGUUACUGCUCUAGAAGGAACGAGUUCUUCUCAUGAUCAUAUUCAAAAAUGGAUGCGGAACCAAGCAGAGGCUUCUCUCUUUACUAAUGAAGAUGAGCUUGUCGGGAUUGAAGCCCCAAAAAAAGAAUUAAUGGAGUAUAUAGUGAAUGGACAGCAGAGCCAAACCAUUGUCUCCGUGGUCGGGAUGGGAGGAUCUGGGAAAACCACUCUUGUUGCAAAGAUCUUCAACAGUGAUAUUGUAAAGAGACAUUUCAAUUGCUAUGCAUGGGUUACAGUUUCCCAAACUUAUGUGAUUGAAGACUUAUUUAGAAGCUUGAUCAAGCAAUUCCAUGAAGCAAGGAAGGAGGAGGUUCCAACAGACAUUAAUACAAUGAGCUUUAGAGAAUUGGUAGAGAUUCUUGUGAACUACUUGAACUCAAAAAGGUAUCUAGUUGUGCUAGAUGAUGUAUGGGACAUAAAUCUUUGGACACAAAUAAGGGUAUCACUCCAAGAUAGACAACUUGGAAGUCGAGUUGUACUCACCGCUCGGAACAAUGGCAUAGCAAGCUAUGCUUUUGGAGUUGCAAGUCAUGUUCACCAUAUUCAACCCUUGGGAAAGAAGGACGCUUGGGAGCUUUUUUGCAAGAAGACAUUCUCUACUCAUCCUAAUAAAUCUUGUCCACUUGAGCUCGAGCCAUUAGCUCGGGAACUUGUGGGGAAGUGUAAUGGCCUUCCUCUGGCAAUUGUAGCAUUAGGCGGUCUCAUGUCAUCCAAAACGUCUUGUUCAGAGUGGAGCGAUGUUUGCAACAGCUUAAAUUGGCAUGUCACAAACCAUCCUUUACUGGGCUAUAUGAAGAGCAUUUUAUUGCUCAGUUUUAAUGACUUGUCAUACCGAUUGAAGCAGUGUUUCCUCCAUUGUUCUCUUUUUCCAGAAGAUUAUUUAAUCAAAAGAAAACGACUUAUUAGAUUGUGGAUAGCCGAAGGAUUCGUUGAACAUGUGAAAGGUGUCACACCGGAAGUGGUUGCAGAUGGAUAUCUUUUGGAACUUUGUUUUCGUAGCAUGCUACAAGUUGUGAAGAGGAAUGAAGCAGGAAGGCCGAAAAAAUGCAAGAUGCACGAUGUCAUGCGUGAGCUUGCUCUUUCAACAUCUGAGAAAGAAAAGUUUUGUGCUGUGUAUGAUGGGAAAGAUGAAGCAAUUAAAGCCCGCCGUUUGUCAAUUCAAUCUGAAGGAGAAAUUAAAUCCGGCACAGGUACAUCACAGCUUCGAUCUAUUCUUGUCUUUGUCGAAGAGACAACGUUGCCUUCUGAUUGCAAAUUUUUGAGGGUGCUAGACUUGGAGGAUGUGUCGAUCACUAAACUGCCAGAUGAUCUUGGGUACUUGUUCAACUUAAGAUAUUUGAAUUUGAGGGGAACGUCUAUCAAGGAGCUUCCAAAAUCCAUAGGAAAGCUACGCAACCUUCAAACCUUGAACAUCCUGGACAGUAAGAUAGAGGAACUUCCAAAAGGAAUUGCCAAGUUGUUAAAUCUGCGCCAUCUUAUUAUGUACCGUUACACUCAUGAUCCUCUUGGGUUUAGAUAUGUCAAGGGAACAAGAGUACCAGUGGAUGUUAGUAAGAUGAAUAAAUUGCAAGUUUUGUCAUGUGUUGAGGCAGAAGGAGACACUAUUAGGCAGGUCGGUUGUAUGACCCAACUUGUAAGGAUUGGAAUUACUAAUGUGAAAGGAAGUGACGAGAGGCACCUGUGUGACAGCAUUCAAAAGUUACAGCUCCUUCACUACUUGUUUCUAAUGGCAAGCGAUGAAGAGGAGAUUCUUCGAACAAAUGCACUAUGUUCACCUCCUCCCUUACUUCGAGUGGUUAUUUUGGUUGGCCGACUGGAGAAUGUACCACUUUGGUUUCACUCACUCCAAAACGUUACACAUCUGUAUCUGCAUUGGUCUAAACUUGAAGAAAAUUUGGUACCUCACAUUGAAGCACUGCCCAAUCUGGGAAAUCUUGUUCUGAUCAAUGCAUAUGUCGGGAAACAGCUGUAUUUUCGCAGAGGCUUUGUAAAGCUAAAGAUGCUGGAAUUGUAUAAUCAUCCCUUCUUGACAGAAAUAACUAUAGAGAAUGGGGUGAUGCCAAAUCUCAAUCACUUGCAUGUUCAAAGCUGCAUGUCAUUAAAGACAUUGCCAUUGGGUCUUGAAUACCUGACUAAUCUUCAAAAGUUGACGUUAGUGAGGGUUCCAGAGGAAAUUAUACAGUCCAUUCGGAAAGGAGCUGUGGAUCGUCCAAAGGUUCAACACAUCCCUGAAAUCCGUGUUUAUGUAGGCUGGUCCCAAGAAAGAUUGUCCUAGCACUUCUUUCUCCCGAUAGAAUCUAUCAAGUUCCAGGAGUAUUGAAGAAGAUUUGGUCCAUUCUGCCCCAUGUCUCGUGAAGAAUCCAUUUUCUGUGUGCAGCUGCAAGAACAGAUUUUUUUUUUUUAAAUUCGAUAGUACAGAAGACUUUGACUGCUCUAUUGCAUUUGCUAUUAUUUGUGUGUAUUUGCAUGUAUAAUGUUGGAUUGAACAUGUCACUUUAGCAGUAAAUGGGGUGUGGUACUCUUUUCCCUUGUAUCUGGGCAAGGUUUUGAUGAGACCACUAUAUAAACCCCUUAUCAAUUUGUAUUGUGUGCCCCCAGAUAAAA
This is a messenger RNA of Rosa rugosa (rugosa rose), 3295 nucleotides long. Its product is annotated as disease resistance protein RPM1-like. The record is from RefSeq and is a predicted model, not a curated record. Gene Ontology annotation, biological process: defense response to other organism. Lineage: Eukaryota; Viridiplantae; Streptophyta; Magnoliopsida; Rosales; Rosaceae. Gene Ontology annotation, molecular function: ADP binding. The transcript is spliced from 4 exons. The coding region runs from base 243 to 2966 and encodes 907 amino acids.